Molecule: messenger RNA, 1374 nt
Organism: Plasmodium knowlesi strain H
Lineage: Eukaryota; Apicomplexa; Aconoidasida; Haemosporida; Plasmodiidae
Product: conserved Plasmodium protein, unknown function
Exons: 5
Coding region: 1-1374 (457 amino acids)
Source: RefSeq, a predicted model, not a curated record
AUGAAGGGAGAGACCCAAAUGGACUACCACUUCUCCGUGAAAAAUGUAAAUUUCUUUAAAAGUGCCUUGGCUCUUCUAAGCGUAGAUGACAACAAAAGUAGCUUAAACCUUAGGAAAAGUGCAAACAACCAAGGGAAUGUCGAAAAUUUUAUUCUUUUUAAUGUGCUAGGUGAUGGGUUAAUGUUAAGGAGCUUGUCUAAGUGCAAACAGAUAUACUGCUUUCUGUUCCUGGAUUCUGACUGCUUCGCUAGUUAUGGUGUUUUGAAUAAAGGGGCGAGGCUUAGGGAGAAGCGUCAGAGAAGAGGAAGUGAAAACAGAUUUACAGGAGAGAACAAUGACCCAUGUGUGUGUCAUCAUUCAAGUGCCUUAUCCCAAGGUGCAUGCAGCACAUGCCACAUACCCAAGGCGAAACGUUCCAAAGGGGGAUAUAAAAAUACGUAUAGCGAGGAGGAAAACCACGAAGAUGAUACCAACAGUGUAAAUUCAGAUAAUCUGUACACUACCCAUGCUAUAAACACGGAGUGCAACAAUUUGAUAAAACUGAAAACCAUGUCUCCAUUAAAGAUUAAACCUACGCAGCAUAAUAAAAAAGAAGAUGAAAAUGAAGGUGAAAAUGAAGGUGAAAAUGAAGGUGAAAAUGAAGGUGAAAAUGAAGGUGAAAAUGAAGAUGAAAAUGAAAAUGAAAAUGAAGAUGAGUAUUUUAUUCGAAAAAAGGUAUAUGAAAAAAUUGAUGAAGAGAAAAAAAAUAACAACAUGGAAUUUCUCGUCUGUCAAUAUGAAUUACUCAAGGCACUAGAAUUCCUAGAUCCUAUUCUUUUAAACAUUAAAUUUGACUAUACUAACCGGAAGUUAAUUCUCCACCUGACUGAUGAAGAUGGAGAUACAUCUGAAACCUUUGUUAAAAUUAUUGUAGAUUAUUAUUACGAAAUAAGCAAAUUAGAAAAAUACACAUUCCUACACAAUGAUCACAAUUUCUUUUCCAUCCUGUCCACCACUUUUUCCUUUUACCUGGACUACUUAAUUAAGAGUAACGAUGAGUGCAUUACUUUUUAUAUAACCGAAUAUACCAACGAUAGUAGCGCGGUUCUUAAAAUGGAAACGAAAAAUAAAAAUUACCAACGAUCUGUUCUGCUCAUGCCCAAGGAGAACUUCCAGGAUUUUAAGAGCUUAAAAAGUCAAAUAUUCAAGUACCGGAUAAGAGAUUUAUCAAAAAUUAACCAGGCGCUCAAAAUAAGUUCCCACCUCAGAAUGGAUUUCCAAGAAAAUGGCCUGUUGCGAUUUCAGUUUACCCUCAGGGAAUACAACAUGAACGGAACGCAUUUGUGCUACUUCGUACAACCCCUCACAGAUAUGUCUCUUGCCAAUUUUGCGUAA